Lonchura striata (white-rumped munia) is the source of this 1893-nucleotide messenger RNA. The record is from RefSeq and is a predicted model, not a curated record. NCBI's taxonomy places the organism in Eukaryota, Metazoa, Chordata, Aves, Passeriformes, Estrildidae.
AUGUCCGAGUUCGGCCCCGCGCCGCCCCCGCCCCCCCAGCCCGGGGCCGCCCCCGCCGCGUCCCCCUCGGCCGGGCCCGCGGCAGGCCCGGGAGGCGGCGGCGGAGGCGGCGGCGGCGGCGGCGGCGGCGGCGGGACGGGGCGGAAAGACGCGUUCGCCGACGCGGUGCAGCGAGCGCGGCAGAUCGCGGCCAAAAUCGGGGGGGACGCGGCGCCGCCGGUGCCCAACAACAACGCCCCCCCCCCCGAUUUCGGGGGUUUCGGGGGGCAGAAACGGCAGCUGGAGGAUGGAGAUCAGCCCGAGAGCAAGAAACUGGCGGCACAGGGGGAAGUCAUCGGCCGGGGGGGCGAGCAGAUCAACAAGAUCCAGCAGGACUCGGGGUGCAAGGUGCAGAUCUCCCCAGACAGCGGCGGCCUCCCGGAGCGCAGCGUGUCCCUGACCGGCUCCCCCGAGGCCGAGCGGGCGGGGGUGAAGAUGAUCCUGAUCCAGGACGGUUCCCAAAACACCAACGUGGACAAACCCCUGCGGAUCAUCGGGGAGCCCUACAAGGUGCAGCAAGCGUGUGAGAUGGUGCUGGACAUCCUGCGGGAGCGCGACCAGGGCGGCUUCAGCGACCGCGCCGACUACGGAGCGCGCCUGGGCGGGGGCAUCGACGUGCCGGUGCCGCGGCACUCGGUCGGGGUGGUGAUCGGCCGCAGCGGGGAGAUGAUCAAGAAGAUCCAGAACGACGCCGGGGUGCGCAUCCAGUUCAAGCAAGACGACGGGACGGGGCCGGAGAAGAUCGCGCACAUCAUGGGACCCCCGGAGCGCUGCGAGCACGCGGCGCGCAUCAUCAACGAGCUGCUGCAGAGCCUGCGGAGCGGCCCCCCGGGACCCCCGGGGCCGGGGCUGCCCCCGGGGGGGCGCGGCCGGGGCCGGGCCCAGGGCUCCUGGGGCCCCCCCGGCGGGGAGAUGACCUUCUCCAUCCCCACCCACAAGUGCGGGCUGGUCAUCGGCAGAGGGGGGGAGAACGUCAAGGCCAUCAACCAGCAGACCGGCGCCUUCGUGGAGAUCUCGCGGCAGCUGCCGCCCAACGGGGACCCCAACUUCAAACUCUUCGUCAUCCGCGGCACCCCCCAGCAGAUCGAGCACGCCAAGCAGCUCAUCGAGGAGAAGAUCGAGGGCCCGCUGUGCCCCGUCGGCCCCGGGCCCGGCCCCGGGGGUCCCCCCGGCCCCGCCGGUCCCAUGGGACCCUUCAACCCCGGCCCCUUCAACCAGGGCCCCCCCGGGGCGCCCCCGCACCCGGGGGGGCCGCCCCCGCACCAGUACCCCCCCCAGGGCUGGGGGAACGCGUACCCCCAGUGGCAGCCGCCCGCCCCCCACGACCCCAGCAAGGCGCCGGCCCCGGACCCCAACGCGGCCUGGGCCGCCUACUACUCGCACUACUACCAGCAGCCCCCCGGGCCCGCGCCCCCCCAGCCCCCCCCGGCCGCGCCCCCCGUCCAGGGGGAGCCCCCCCAGCCCCCCCCCGCCGGCCAGGCCGACUACACCAAGGCCUGGGAGGAGUACUACAAGAAACUGGGCCAGCAGCCGCAGCAGCCGGGGGCGCCCCCGCAGCAGGAUUACACCAAGGCCUGGGAGGAGUAUUACAAAAAACAAGCCGCCCAGGUGGCCUCGGGGGGGGGUCCCGGGGCGCCCCCCGGCCCCCAGCCCGACUACAGCGCGGCCUGGGCCGAGUACUACCGGCAGCAGGCGGCGUACUACGGGCAGAGCCCCGGGAGCGCGGGGCCCGCGGGGCCGCCGCCCGCCGGCCAGCAGGGACAGCAGGCUCAGUGACCCCUCCCCCACUCCGACCCCUCCCCUCCCCCCUUUUUGUUUUGGGCGAGCGGCCGGCCGGGCCCGGGGACCCCCAAA